UUCAUGUUUAAUUGUCAUAGGGCAGAUACACACUGGCUGGGCCAUGAAAGAUUGCGACGUGCUUAUCACUAGUCCUUGGCUUAGUCUUGCGGGUUUGUGCAUUGACUUCUGACAAAAAAAAAGAGUCGUUGGAGGCAUCAUGUUGAUUUGUCCACACCUUUGCUGGCAACAAUUUCCAGCGUUGGUUCUCUUGCCUUGCUCGCUGGCAUCUGGCCAUUUGCAUGAUGUAUCCAUCUCCCAAGUCCUUCCAUGUAUCCACUUGUCUUUACAGUCUCUCGACUAUAUAUGCAUUGUCGGUCUACCUCCUGUAGAUAAAGAAAGCCCUGGAGCUGAUAAACCUUGCAUCUCCUCAUUGAGCUUGUUGUCAUAUAGAUAAGACAUGGGUCAAGCACUUGGUUUGAUUCAAGUGGAUCAAUCGACAGUAGCCAUCAAGGAAUCUUUUGGAAAGUUUGAUGAGAUCCUAGGGCCUGGGUGCCACUUCUUGCCAUGGUGCAUAGGGAAGCAAAUUGCUGGGUACCUUUCACUGCGUGUUCAGCAGCUUGAUGUCCGCUGCGAAACAAAGACAAAGGAUAAUGUCUUUGUCAAUGUUGUGGCAUCUGUGCAAUACCGUGCCCUUGCGGACAAGGCGUCUGAUGCCUUUUACAGGCUUACUAACACCAGGGAGCAGAUCCAGUCAUAUGUCUUUGAUGUCAUCAGGGCUAGUGUUCCUAAGAUGAACUUGGAUGAUGCAUUUGAGCAGAAGAAUGAUAUUGCUAAAGCGGUGGAAGAUGAACUUGAAAAGGCAAUGUCAAUGUAUGGAUAUGAGAUUGUGCAGACUCUGAUUGUUGAUAUUGAGCCUGAUGAGCAUGUGAAGAGAGCCAUGAAUGAGAUCAAUGCAGCUGCUAGGCUGAGGCUGGCUGCCAAUGAGAAAGCUGAAGCAGAGAAGAUCCUGCAGAUCAAGAGAGCUGAAGGUGAUGCAGAAUCCAAGUACUUGGCCGGUAUGGGUAUUGCAAGGCAGCGCCAGGCUAUAGUGGAUGGGCUGAGAGACAGCGUUCUCGCCUUCUCUGAGAAUGUCCCUGGGACCUCCGCCAAGGAUGUCAUGGACAUGGUUCUGGUGACCCAGUAUUUUGACACCAUGAAAGAGAUUGGGGCAUCUUCCAAGUCCUCUUCGGUCUUCAUCCCGCAUGGACCCGGCGCCGUGAAGGACAUCGCUGCACAGAUAAGGGACGGACAGCUCCAGGCCAGGAUGCUGUGAGAGAGCACUACAUGCUUUGAAUAUUCCCAUCAGUAAAGAAGUUCAAGAGCCACUACAAUAUCUAGUUAUUUGAGUAAAAGUUAGGCAUAUGGUAGCAAUGUGAGUACUCGCACUUCAGUACAGCUUGUUUCAUUCUCUGUGUCACGUAUGUUUAUUAUCUAGAUGGAUGCUAUGUAGGACUGCAUGGAUUGUGUCAGGAAAGGAUAAAGACCUGUUUGUUACUGUAAGCUUUUGUGCUGCCCUGGUGUUCUCUUGUGGUGAAUGAGCAAAUAUCAUGUCUAUUUUCUGAGCCCA
Messenger RNA from Panicum virgatum (switchgrass), 1528 nucleotides. RefSeq names its product hypersensitive-induced response protein 1-like. The coding region runs from base 380 to 1234 and encodes 284 amino acids. NCBI's taxonomy places the organism in Eukaryota, Viridiplantae, Streptophyta, Magnoliopsida, Poales, Poaceae. The record is from RefSeq and is a predicted model, not a curated record. The transcript has 6 exons.